AUACAUUUUGGGUUAAAAAAAACCCCUCGGCUGUCCAGCCAUUAUUCUCCCAUACAAAUGAAUGGACUUUACCUGUCUGCUCUACACCCUGCUCUCAGCCACCCGCCGUUGCCAAGGUUUCCGUGUACGCGCUGCCUGGGAGAGCGGAGCCGCGCGAUUGUCAUACAGUACUGCCAGACAUGGCGGCGGAGCUACAACCCGAGUGGAUUUCUUGUCUCCCGUCUUCCUGGAGUUAUGGUGUUACUCGGGAUGGACGUGUCUUCUUCGUUAACGAAGAAGCCAAGAGUACAACCUGGCUGCAUCCAGUAAGUGGUGAGGCAGUUAUAACCGGGCACAGGAAAACUCCAGACUUACCCACCGGAUGGGAGGAGGGAUAUACGUUUGAGGGAGCACGGUGCUUUAUCAACCACAAUGAACGGAAGGUGACCUGCAAGCAUCCUGUGUUAGGCUUACCCUCGCAAGACAACUGCAUCUUUGUCAUCAACGAACAAUCUGCUUCCAAAGUGCCGGCGAAUGAGAAGAAGGAACGACCAGUAAGCACCAUGAGUGAGGCCUCUAACUACACGGGCGGCUCGGAGCAAGCUGCAAACCCCAGUAGCCCCGGAGGAAGGCCCUCAAGACCUUCUAAAAAAAUUCACAACUUCGGGAAACGAUCCAACUCCAUCAGGAGGAAUCCCGGUGCCCCGGUUAUCAAGAGAAACUGGCUGUAUAAACAGGACAGUACAGGGAUGAAGCUAUGGAAGAAGAGGUGGUUUGUCCUUUCUGACCUCUGCCUCUUCUACUACAGAGAUGAAAAAGAGGAGGGGAUUCUCGGCAGUAUCCUCCUGCCAAGCUUUCGUAUAUCCAUGUUGUCUGUGGACGAUCACAUUACCAGAAAAUAUGCCUUCAAGGCGACACAUCCCAACAUGAGGACGUACUACUUUUGCACAGACACAGCCAAAGAGAUGGAAUCUUGGAUGAAAGUGAUGACAGAUGCUGCACUCGUGCAGUCAGAGCCAGUCAAAAGGUUGGACAAACUAAAAGUGGAGCAGUGUGGACCUCAAGAGAUCAACCAUGUGGCCAACCAUAGAACAGAAACCGAAAUCCAGAAGAAUGAGCGCAACCGUGAGGUUGACCGUGAGCACGCAGCCGUCUCCCCCACCACAGAAGAAGAGGAGAGAAAGCAGCGAGAUGCAGAGCGCUACGGCUUCCAGAAGGAUGGGGCCGACCGUGAACGUCCACUCACCAAAAUAAACAGUAUCAAACUGCAGCCAGCGCAGGCGGCAGCCAUCAAGGCUAAUAUGACCUCGCCGCAGCCUCAGACCGAGGUUGACGGAUCACAACACAGCCCCCAAGUUAAUGGAUCUGGAGAACAGCGUCCAGCUAAUGGGACUGGAGUCCCUCCUCUGCAAAGUUCCCCACAUGAGCCGGAUCGCAGCCUGAGUCGGACCAGCUCGAUGCAGCAGCUGGAGCAGUGGGUUCGCACACAGAGAGGACGUGGCCAGGACGACGAUACCAGAAGCAUCACAUCGUACCAGACGCUGCCUAGAAAUUUGCCAAGCCAUCGGGUACCCUACAUGCCUCAUUAUGGAGAUGGAUAUUGCAGUAUGCCCAGGAAUAGCAUGGCACAGCGGGACAGCAUCUGCAGCAUGUCCCCAUCGGUAUAUGACCAGGCCAUGGGUCCUUCAAUGACUGAGAAACGCCGCUCCAUGCGCGAUGACACCAUGUGGCAGUUGUACGAAUGGCAGCAAAGGCAGGCCUACAGCAGGCAGCCAGGGCUGUACAGCAAUAUGGCCAGUCCCAAAACCAUGAUCAACUUGUCAGAGCAUGCUGCACCGAGCCACUCCAUCCCCCCCUCGCCCUCCCACGGCUCCCUGUCGAUGUACGGCGGCUACUCUCCAAUGAGAUCUUACAACAUGGGCAACACUCGCUCUGAAAUUUCCUCUCCCAUCUUCCGAAGAGACAUGACUGUUGAGAGACGGCAGAGGCCACCAGUCAACAAGUAUGCUUACCUGCCUGAUAGGAGGUCUAUGCCAGCAGGGAUCCCAAUCCAGACCAUCACUGCCCAGUCUUUACAAGGCAAAACACCUGAGGAACUGACUUUGCUGCUGAUAAAGCUGCGUCGGCAGCAGGCAGAGCUAAACAGUAUCCGGGAGCACACUGUAGCACAGCUUAUGCAACUAAACAUGGAUGGCGACAACCCAAAGAACGACAUUCUUUCUCACCACCUCCAAAGGAACCUCAUGUAUUUGGACAAUCAGAUGAAGGAAAAUGAGCCUUUAAUCGUCAUGACUCACACUUUGAUUGAGAACUCUGCCCCAAGGCCUCAACUUUACCAGCAAAUGAGUCCAGAGAACUACAGGGAACAAGCCUAUACAUGCAUGCCAGAAGAAGUGGACACUGAUACUAAACUUAGCAUGCUGUGUGAGCAGGACAAAAUGGUCAGGAUACAGGAGGAAAAACUGCAGCAGCUGUACAGAGAGAAGCACACUCUGGAGACAGCACUUCUGUCAGCUAGCCAGGAGAUAGAGUUGGGCUCCGACAACCCGGCUGCCAUGCAGAGUGUCGUGCAGCAGAGAGACUUGCUGCAGAGCGGCCUCCUCAGCACUUGCAGAGAGGUGUCCAGAGUUACUGCCGAGGUGGAGCGGUUAUGGAGGGAAUAUGACAGGAUGGAAGGAGAUGUGACUAUGGCUAAGAACAACCUGCUGGAGCAGCUAGAAGCACUGGGAAGCCCUCAGACAGAACCACCCAGCCAGCAGCAUGUCCGCAUCCAGAAGGAGCUGUGGAGGAUUCAAGAUGUGAUGGAGGCCCUGAAUAAACACAAAGCCCAGAGAAAUGCUCUUGAUGGGAUGGGUUUCUAUGGGCCCAAAGCCAACUUCAGUAAGCACAAAAAUGAGGAGGAGGACUCUGUACCCCCACGGCCACCCCUACCCCAGUCUUACGAGCCCAACCCCCCCACCGUGCCCCCUAUGCCGUCUCAUCCCGGCGUGCGCCCUUCAUCACUCCACAAGCCAGAGGACAGGAAGGCCAAUCACAGGAAUAGCACGCACAGCGGUCCUGACUACAGACUGUACAAAAGUGAGCCAGAACUCACCACAGUGGCCGAAGUGGAUGAGAAUAAUGGAGAAGACAGAUCUGAAUAUCCAUCUGAUAGAGAACAUGUUGGAAAUAAAGGUAUGUCCUAUCCAGUUGGUAUCGUCCCACCAAGGACCAAAUCUCCAGUGCCUGAUUCCUCCUCCAUAGCUUCAUAUGUUACAUUAAGAAAGAGCAGGAAGCCUGACCCUAGAACGGAGCGUCCACGCAGUGCAGUGGAGCAGCAGCUGUGUGCUGUGGAGAGCAGCCGACCCAGGAUGAGCGUGGAGGAGCAGCUGGAGAGGAUCCGUCGCCACCAGCAGGGUACCCUCAGGGAGAAGAAAAAAAGCCUCAGCAUCAGGGGUAGCAGCCAGGAGAACACACCCUCUCGCAGCCACUCAUUUACUAAAGAAAACCAUUACCGCAACACGCAGUUUCAAGUGAGACGCAGAGAUGAGGUGAUAAGCAGUGACAUUCAGGAGCUGGAGGCCUCUCUCAGGCAGCAGGAGGUGGUGGGGGAGCAGGAGACGCCCGCUGAGGAGAUAGCUCGUCUCAAAGAAUCCUCCCAGGCUGAUCACUUUAAUGUCGACCGAGAGCUUUCUGUGCCUGACAAAGUGCUCAUUCCUGAGCGUUACAUUGAAUCGGACCCUGAGGAGGCUCUGAGUCCUGAGCAGGAGGCUGAUAAGCAGAGAAAAGUCGACCGCAUCAAAGCCCUCAUAGCCAAAAACAGCAUGCAGAAUGUGCUGCCUAGUCUGGCUCUGAGCCCUGAGGAGGAGACUGAAGAGGAGGUUACUGUACAGGAAAAGGAGAAGAUGAUUAAUAUCUCCUAUGAGCUGGCAGCCGAGGCCUCCAAACGCAGCAAGCUGGUAGCAGUGAAAAGCCUGUCGUCCUCUUCCCCACCCCAUCCGCAGUCUCCCACCACCACACCCCCCCAGCUCACUGACGGUUCUCACUUCAUCCCAGGCUCUGGCCUCAGUGAAAACCUACACAUGAAGGAAGCAGCUGGGGAGGCCUGAAGCGGCUCCUGAGGACUUUCCUAAAGAGUUCAGCACAAGGCCUUUGGCUACAGAGUGAAACUGCCUACUUCAUACUCAUGGGUCUCAACCUCUGACUUCUGUAUUGCUCACUGUGACGUCUUAAGCUCCUCCCUCUUCGGGGGGCAACAAUCUUCUCAACCUGGCAAGACAGCACAUGGAUUCAUACCGUUUUACUGCUGCAGUUUCAGUUUUUACAAGGCUUUUAUAAUCAUUUUUAUUAUUUAUAUGGUUUUAUUAGGUUUUUGUGUUCGAAUCUGGGCCAAAGUCUAUCUGUAUAUACAGGAGGCUAAUAGACUGAACUCUGUUCUGAGCCUGAUAGCCUGUGGCAGAGUAUGUUGGUCUGUUAUACGUUUUCAUUCAUGUUUCAUCAACUGUUCGAAAAAGUUUCAGAAGCAAGUUUCACAUUUUCUCUGCAUUUAAUUAAGCCUUUAAUAAUUCACUUAAUUUUUUCCCCCCACACAUUCGACAUCAUCUAACCAGGCAUAUUUAUCCAUUUAUUGUAAAGAACAUGUGUCUAUGCUAAAGAUGAGUAGAUAAAAGAUAUAGAUCCCUCCAUUAUUAUAUAAGGAGGAACCAUUUUAUUGCUGCAGACUAAGAGUAUUUGUAAUUUCUCAUACUUCUGAGUUCUAAUUAUUUAAAGAUGGGAUUUGAAGUCCCUGGCACUUUGUUGCCAAUGCAUAUGUGAAUGUUCUGACUUGAGUCAAUCUAUACUGUCCUUUUUUUUUAAAUUGCUGAGAGAUAUAUUUAAACUGAGAGAUGGAAAAAGAGAUCUUGAUUAUAUUUUAUGACAAAAAAUCGAGAACAUUUAUGACAUGUUGGUUUGGAGCCCUGGAACUAAAAGAAAACAGGAUAAGGAUGUGUAAAAAGCAAUAGAAAUAACCCCUUUCUGAAUCUGAGAUAAUUUUUUGUGUGUACAAAGUGUAAUUAUCAGAGAUUUACUGUGUAUAUAAUGUACAUGGUAUAUCUGGAUGGGAGGAUAUGUUCAACAUACAGUUACAUACUAGAUUUAAUUUGCAAAUGUUCAUAUCCCAUCUGUUUUAUAUCAUGUUAAAUAAAUGUUUCUGUUCCUAA
Messenger RNA from Maylandia zebra (zebra mbuna), 5159 nucleotides. Its product is annotated as pleckstrin homology domain-containing family A member 5. Gene Ontology annotation, cellular component: cytosol. Lineage: Eukaryota; Metazoa; Chordata; Actinopteri; Cichliformes; Cichlidae. Gene Ontology annotation, molecular function: phosphatidylinositol-3-phosphate binding; phosphatidylinositol-3,5-bisphosphate binding; protein binding. The record is from RefSeq and is a predicted model, not a curated record.